Micromonas pusilla CCMP1545 is the source of this 1159-nucleotide messenger RNA. Its product is annotated as arsenite-antimonite efflux family. Gene Ontology annotation, biological process: post-translational protein targeting to endoplasmic reticulum membrane. The coding region runs from base 103 to 1116 and encodes 337 amino acids. The record is from RefSeq and is a predicted model, not a curated record. The transcript has 2 exons. Lineage: Eukaryota; Viridiplantae; Chlorophyta; Mamiellophyceae; Mamiellales; Mamiellaceae. Gene Ontology annotation, cellular component: GET complex. Gene Ontology annotation, molecular function: ATP hydrolysis activity; ATP binding.
GCGCGGAAGCGUCUCGGCUCGAGCGUCCGCGUGCGCGUCUCGCGACGCGCUCCCGUCGUGACGUCGGCGUCGUCGUCCGUCGAGUCCGCGGGGUUCUCGGAGAUGUCCGCGGGGAGAGACCGGAAGUACUACAUGGUCGGCGGCAAAGGCGGCGUCGGGAAGACGUCGCUGUCGUCCUCGCUCGCGGUGAAGUUCGCGAUGAACGGGCACCCGACGCUGCUCGUGUCCACGGAUCCCGCGCACUCGCUGAGCGAUUCCCUCGCGCAGGACGUCACCGGCGGCGUCCCGGUCUGCGUCGACGGCACGGACGCGCAGCUGUACGCGAUGGAGGUGGACCCGAACCAAGCGAAGGAGGAGUUCGCCGCGUUCGCGAAGCAGACGGACAUGUCCCAAGGCGCGAAAGACUUCAUGGGCAGCGUCGGCCUGGGCGGGCUCGCGGAUCAGCUCGGAGAUCUCAAGCUCGGCGAACUCCUGGACACGCCGCCGCCGGGGCUCGACGAGGCGAUCGCGAUAUCCAAGGUGGUGCAGUUCAUCAAAGACGAGAAGUACGCCAAGUUCACGAGGAUCGUGUUCGACACCGCGCCGACCGGGCACACGCUGCGGUUGCUGUCGCUGCCGGACUUUUUGGACAAGAGCAUCGGUAAGAUCGUCCGCCUCCGGCAAAAGCUGACGUCGGCGACGGACGCGGUGAAAGGGCUCUUCGGCGUGGACGACGGCAAACAGGACGAGGCCGUCGCGAAGCUCGAGAAGCUCAAGGCGCAACUCCAGGAGGUGAAGGAUCUGUUCCGGAACGAGAAGACGACCGAGUUUGUCAUCGUGACGAUCCCCACGGUGCUCGGCAUCUCCGAGAGCGGCCGGCUGCUGUCGUCGCUCGAAAAGGAAAAGGUGCCAACGCGUCGCCUCGUCGUGAACCAGAUCGGCGCGGUGACCAAAGACGCGCAAACCGCGGUGAACUUUUGCGCGGUCAAGGCGAAGGACCAGCGGCGCGCGAUGGAGAUGUUGGACGAGGACGCCGGGUUGAGAGGGCUGCGGAGGAUCGAGGCGCCGCUGUUCGACAUGGAGAUCCGCGGCGUCCCGGCGCUGCAGUUCAUGGCGGGGCAGGUGUGGACGGAGUAGGCGUGCGUUAGACGUCAACCGUUAAGCAAUUCAUCAUUCACAC